Molecule: messenger RNA, 814 nt
Organism: Coccidioides posadasii C735 delta SOWgp
Lineage: Eukaryota; Fungi; Ascomycota; Eurotiomycetes; Onygenales; Onygenaceae
Source: RefSeq, a predicted model, not a curated record
GAACGUCAACCAACUAUAAGCCCAAAAUAACCGUUUGCAAAUAGUGGUCGCCGGUUAUCUUUAUGGUAAAGUAGUUACUCCGUACCGUCAGCAGAAAGGGGGCCGCCUUGAUGCCUAACAGGCUCCCUCACACUCGCUGCCACAUAAAUUACUCUCCUUGUCCGAAUAAUCAAUGUGAGAGGAGUCAGCGUCAUCGCCGGCGCAAAUUUCAUGAGCCUCAUCUCCGAGAUUGAAAAUAGCAACCAGCUGGGAUGGUACAAAAGCACGGGGGAGCCCCAUCCUGCUUCUGAUGAAAGCAAAAUCGAUGAGCCAGAUUCCACUCAAAGUCACAAUGGCAAACAGCCCUAAUAUUCCAAACCGUGAAGCAGUUCGACGAGCGUUAGAGUCAGCCAGAAACAGCGAAGAUGGCCAGAUAGAUCCCAGGGUGAGCGCUAUCCUUGAAACAGCUAUCGGUGAGCUUUGGCGGAAAUUACAAUCACAGCCUGAUACGUAUGUAUUGAGUCGCGACGAGUUUGCACUCUUCAACUAUUUCCGGGACCGAUUUCGCGAUUCCCCAAUAGCUCAACGUGCGGUGGAGCGGUUUUGGAACAAUUUCCGAGGGGCACCCUCUGAUAUUGACGAAUUUAUCUUGUGUGGUGGGCGCUAAUAACCCGUUAUUGGGUGUUGCCGAUGGCCUCUGGGACGUAACUACGUUCUCCAUUCCGAUCUGAACAGUCGCUUUCACCGACGUCCGUAAACGCACUUUUGGUUCAUAUGAAAGAGGGCAAUACGAGAUCCCAGCUCUCCGGCUCCAAAUAUAUCAGUUCUGCUCCGA